UUCUUUCCCCCUCUGGCUUCUUUUUUAGAGCCGGAGUUUUAAGUGGUAGGCGGAGUCCGUGACGUUUCGAGUGUUCCAAAACACGCGCGAAAAAGAAUAUUUUCUCUCGUUUUCCGCGCGCGAGGUAGCAGACGAUACAGGAGAAACAUUUUUCGGAAAUUCGAGAGUGGCAAUGUACUCUUUUUUGCUGUUCCUCGGUGUAGCUCUUUCUGCCGUACCCUUCGUAAUACUCGACUGCUCCGAAUUCUGGUUGUUUUCGGAAGCUGCUGGUGAAAGGAAUAAACCACACAUUCACAAGAGAUCGUCUGCCACCGAAGCCUGCCAGAAACCUAAUGUGCUUGGUAGCCGAGUGAAUACAACUGACAGAUUAAGGCGUUUACGAUUGAGGAUGAAAGCUAGUGGCUACGAUGCUUAUGUUAUACCUUCCAUUGAUGAGCAUCAGAGCAAGAUAAUGACUGAUCACGAUAAACGUCGUGAAUUCAUAUCCGGAUUUACUGGAUCAUCAGGGACUGCUGUGGUUCUCUCUGAAUCGGCUGCCCUGUGGACGGACGGACGAUAUUUCAUUCAGGCGGAGCAAGAACUUGACUGCAACUGGAUUUUAAUGAAGAGAUACGAGCCCGGUGUGCCUGAGCCUGACGACUGGAUCAUUCGAACUCUUGGUGCUGGUGGGAGGGUCGGAGUGGAUCCCAAACUGCUUCCUUACAAUGUGUGGAUGACCUUGAAAGAAAAAUUAACUCACGAAGGCUUGUAUCUCAUGGAAGAUAGUAGCAAUCUAAUAGAUGACAUUUGGAAUAUACCACAGGGUCGAGCACCUGAAUCCAUCUCUCAUGUGUUCAUACAUGAUAUAAAGUAUGCUGGACAGCCAUGGGAAGAGAAAGUAAACAAACUGAAGCAGGUCUUGAAAGAUAAAGCAGCCAAUGGAACAGUUGUGACUGCCUUAGAUGAAAUUGCAUGGUUAUUCAACCUGAGAGGGAAUGAUAUUGCUGACACUCCUUUAUUUAAAGCAUACUCUUUUAUAUCAUCAAAUCAAAUAAGAUUGUAUAUAAAACCUCUGAAGUUGACUCCAGAAGUUGAAAAGCACUUGUGUCCAAAUUUAAAUAAUUAUUCAGAAUGUGUGCAAUUAGAAGACUAUGUCAAUGCUUUUGAAGACAUGAAAAAGGUUAUGCCUGAAUCAGGAAAAAUUUUAAUUUCUUCAUCUUCUAGUUAUGCUGUUGCUAAUUUAGUACCCGAAGAAAAUAGAAUAAUAAAUGUAGAACCUUCUCCUGUUGCCCUUAUGAAAGUUAUUAAAAAUCCUGUUGAAAUCAAAGGGAUGAAGAAUGCUGCAUUAAAGGAUUCUGUGGCUAUUGUUGAUUUUAUUGCCCUUCUUGAACAGCAAGUGCAGCAAGGAAAGCAUUGGGAUGAAAUAAAAGCUGCUAAAGUUUUAGCUCAGUUUAGGAAAGAACAAGAAGGAUUCCAGGGCGAAAGUUUCACUACAAUUUCUGCUGUAGGUCCAAAUGGAGCUGUUAUUCACUAUCGUCCACAAAUCAUUAGUAACAGAAAUAUUAAUAUGAAGGAUCUGUUCCUUUUGGAUUCUGGUGGACAAUAUCUGGAUGGUACAACAGAUGUCACUCGCACUUUUCACUUUGGAACUCCCACAGAAUUUGAAGUGGCUACUUACACAAGAGUUUUAAUGGGAGCCAUUGAUUUAAUUACUGCGGUUUUUUCAGAAAAAAUUAAAGAUGUUGAUUUAGAUAUUUUAGCAAGACUUCCACUAUUUCAAAUUGGAUUAGAUUAUCUGCAUGGAACUGGCCAUGGUAUAGGACACUUUCUGGGUGUGCAUGAAGGUCCUGUAUCCAUUUCGAAAGCUGGUAAUGGCAAAGGUUACGCAUUGAAACCAGGAAUGUUUCUAUCUGAUGAACCUGGUUAUUAUGAGAAAGGUAAAUUUGGAAUACGACUGGAAACAAUGAUGAUGGUCAUCAAAGCUCAUGUACCACAUGCCUUCAAUGACAUGAAGUUCUAUACAUUUGAGCCUGUCUCAUUUGUACCUUUUGAACCUAAAUUGAUAGAUCUAAACCUGUUGAGUGUGAAACAAAAAGAGUUUUUGAACCGGUUCAAUGUUAAAGCGAGGAACACCGUUGGGAUCGAGCUGCAAAAGCAAGGCCGCGAAAGGGGCCUGCGUUGGCUGCUGUCCAGAACAGAACACAUCCCAGUCAAUGACUGUCGAAAUCACUCCCCGGGUGGAAUUGAACCGUGCCAUUUUAUGAUUUUAUGUUUAGUUGCUAGUUUAGUCUUCUGGUGAUCAUUGUUUUGUUUGUUAACAUCUCAGUUGCUGUAACAUCCACAUAAAAGGACAUUGCGCGCUUCAUGAUAUCCAUAGACAUAUACCGAAGAAAGAAUUUAUAUUAAUUCUGUAUACAUUUGAUGUUUGCAUUUUAUUUAUGUUGUAUUAAUAUUUAUAUAAAUUAUAUGAUUUAAAUUUAUUUUUGAAAUCUAAUUUUUAUAAUGUUGAUUAAUAAAAGAUUUUAUCAGAUAAAUGGUGACACUUUUGGGUAUAAUAUUUGUUAUGUACCCAACAGUUAUACUAUUGGGAAUAAAUUUCAGUAUGCCCAUUUUUAGACUUAACUUAUAUUUUAUAAACCCAACAUUUGAAAAGAAUAAUAGAAAAAUUGCAAAUACUUCAUUGUUUGAAAGUGAAUUUUUGCAUUAAAUUGUGGCAUUACACAAUUUGUACUGAGUUUCAACAGAAACUACUUACUUUGAGAUAUUUUAUAAUACUGAACCUUGAGUCCAUAAAAUGACAUUUAGUAUCCAGUUAUGUAACUUGUGUUCAAAUGUGGCUCUGAAAAAAAGAAAUGCAUGUUAAAUUUCUGAUACAAAUUAUUAAUUGUGUUUUCUUUUUACUUUAAUUAUUAAGAAAUUUUUUUUAAAUGAUUGUUGUGUGCGUGUGUGUGUGUGUGUGUGUGUGUGUGUGUGUGUGUAAAACUAAAAUUAAAAUUCUGACAAAAUAUGCUAAAUGGAAAUUAUUUGUUGUUGCAUUAAAAAAAGGAAGAGUGUUAAAAGUGGAAAUUAGAAAAUCAAACACAUUCAUAUUCUUAUUCUUGCUAAAGUAUCUAAGGUUGCAAAUACCUUCAUAAAAUCUUCUGUGGUAUUUCACUAUUUUAUUGAAACUGAUUGCUCAAUUAAUUGUUAAAAAGGAAUGAAAUUUACUUGGUCUAAAAUUUCCUCCUAAAAUUAAUUUAAUUUUAGAAAUGGUGUAAUACUGCAUCGUUAUACAUUAUCAUUAUUAUCAGACCAUCUCAAAUUUGAAUGUGCAUCUGCUUUGUAACUUGGAGAUUGUCAGUUCUGUCUCUCUCCGAAAUAUAUGAGUUCCUAAUAGCAAGUUCACAUUAUACUUAAUUACCAUAAUUGAUUGAUUCGUCUGAGAUAAUUUAAAUAAUCUUUGCAUCAAAAAUUGCAGUUCUGCGCAUCUUAAGUAAUCCCUUGCCUCCAGGAUGACUGAGUUUCAUAUAGGUAUCAUCAAUUUUAAUUCUGUUACUUUUAAGGAGACUUCAAAUGCUUCUUUAAGGGGAUAUGCUACUUAAAAAUUUGGCAUAAUAUUGAUAUCCAUUUUAUUAGCUUAUUCUACAUUUUUGCUCAUUAUGUGAAAGUUGAAUGUUAUAUCUUUAAAAUUUCGAAACUGUUUAGAUUUUUGUUUUGUUAACAAAUGAAAUACUUAUUUAAAUGAGAAUUUCUUCCAUGUUGGGUUUUUUUAUUACCAUCAUGUUAUAAUAAUUCUGAGGACUUUUUUCCGGUUUAAUAGAAAAUUUUCAAUUUAUUUAUAUUUGUUUAUCGUUAUGGGCAUAAAAGUAUGUCUGCAGUUAGCAAGUUCUCUGUUUCGCUCUCACUUUCUGUCUAUCGUAUAUAAUUAUAUAUAUAUAUAACAUAUUUUAGUAGCCAAACAGAAAUAAACUUUUGAAAUUUUAAAGAUCUGGGAGGCAUAUCAUUUACAAGAAGUGAUGAUGAAACUGACAUUUGUUUACAUUGCGAGACAAGAGCAAAGGAGAGCGACAUUUUCCAUUCAGUGGUUUUUACUAUGAGAUUCUGAUAGGAAUUUCUUUGACAUGCGCAGGCUUAGGAAAGGGAAAUUCAGGUAUUUUUAAAAGAAUGUUAUAAACAUUAAAGAUUUUUAUCCCUUCACUUGGAGCAGGUGAACCUACUGAAUUCAAUAGUUUUAAAGAGCAUGUGCAAAAUUAGUUUAAUAAAAAGCGGAAAUUGGAUUAGUAAAUAAGAUAACAUUUUAGAAUGAAGUUUUUAUAGGUUAAUUUCAAAUGAAAAUGAGAAAAUUAAGAUUUAAUUUAGACUAAAAAAAUAUUAUAUAUAUAAGUAAUUAAAAGAUACAUAAUGAAAUUCCAAAUUUUCUUAUUUUUUACUAUACGUAACAGUAGAAAUGUUAUUUUAAUAUUAAAUGUAUUUUCAAACCCAUACACAAUUUUCUCUAAUAUACUUUAGUGUAUCUACAAAUGUAGUUUGAAGUGUAUAUUCGAAAAAGUAUUUGAGAAUUGAUUUUUUUAGCAGUUUUAAUUUUUUUCUAAUUUUCAAUAUUAGAUUACAUUGUUUUGAAAUUCUGUUUUCAUUGUUUCAUUAAAUAUUCAAUUGCAUGAUUUUUUUUGUUGUUGUUGAAAGCUAAAGAAAAAAGAUUCUGUUUAAUAUAUAUGUGUAGUAUACAAGACAAAUAAAAGAAUGGCUUAUAGUACCGUGAAAUUUAAGAGGGAGGAAUCGUACACUUAUAUUUUUAAAAAUGCUAUGAUGUCAUGGGACUAGUCUCUGUUAGAAAGACAGAUAUGUAAGACAAUUAAAAUAACACAACUUUAAUGUAUAAAAAUUUAUCAAAAUCGCAGACAAGAGGUUAUAUUGACACGAUUUAACUGAAAUGAAAUUUAACCUAUAUUCCUGACUAACUUCUGGUCGCUAAAGAUAACUAGCACUUAAAAUUAAGAAAGAAAAAAUAUGUUUGGAAUAAAAUGUGUUCUCUUAAAAAGUGAUCAUAUCAUUGGUUUGUAAUCGUGAUAUCUGCACCCAUGAGGAUGUCUAAAAUCACAUUGAACAGAAAUAUUGUUCAGAUAUUUGUUUUAUCCCUUAUAUCUUAUGUUUCAUUAAAAAUGUUGAUUCACGUCUUAAGUUUAUGGUUUUGUUGUGUUAUUUAUUUGAUAGUCAAAAAGAAUUAAAGUUAUUAGAGAAUGAAGUUUUUUAAAAAACUUGAAGAUAUAUAAUGAUGGAUAAUAAGGGUGUUUAAAAAAAUGUUAAUAUACUCUUUGGAAGUUAUUUCAUGUCAGCAUUUUGUAAACAUUGUAUAGACUUUGUCCUCCUCGUUUAAUUUUAUAGGCAUUCAUUUACUAAUCUAUGAAUAAUGGACAAGUUCUGUUUAAACAAUUUUAAUCCUAUAUGUAUUGUUGGACUUCAUCUCAUCUAUUUUAUCUAUGUGUCCUUUAUUCAUUGAUAUUUAGAAUAUAUUUAUUUGUUUGAU
Argiope bruennichi is the source of this 5482-nucleotide messenger RNA. RefSeq names its product xaa-Pro aminopeptidase ApepP-like. The transcript has 20 exons. Lineage: Eukaryota; Metazoa; Arthropoda; Arachnida; Araneae; Araneidae. Gene Ontology annotation, molecular function: metalloaminopeptidase activity; myosin binding. Gene Ontology annotation, cellular component: plasma membrane. Bases 173 to 2278 code for a protein of 701 amino acids. The record is from RefSeq and is a predicted model, not a curated record. Gene Ontology annotation, biological process: cell-cell adhesion.